AUAGGCAGAGAGAGCAAUAGGGAGAAAUGAGUGAGAGCCAGAGCUGAAAUAGUGUACGGCGUAAUUCCUGCUCUGUGAUCACAGAUACUCCAAGUGAAAAAAACCCAGGAGAGGGGGCAGAGAGAGGCGGUUAUCAGCUCAACCUUUGCAACCGGCUCAGGACAGAACGUCUAUAGAUAUUUAUAGCUAUUAAAACAAAACCAACAACCUUACCCUGAAUAGAGCCUUUCUUAAAAAGAAGGUCCUGGCAAUUCUGUCUUAUUUAAGCAAUUUCCUGAGUCUAAGAAUAGAAAUGAGCUGCCUGGAAGGCACUGCAGGCUGAAAUUUGGAGACAUAGGCUGCUUUAUUUUAUUUUUCCAAGUAUAAAAACCUUCCACUUGGAUACUGGAUUUUUGUGUCGGUCUUUCAAGCGGAGGGAUGUAUGGUUACUUUUAAUUUUACUUUUUUUUCUCUCUUUUAAUUUAAAAAAACUGUCUUCCAGUUAAAAAGCAAGGAAACCGUUUUACCUGCAUGUGACAACCCCAGAGGACACCGAUCAAGAAACAGGGGAGUGACUUGGUCUUCUGCACUACUUUACUCCUACCCCAAUUUUUUUAGGGGGAGAGAAGGAUUUUUUCCAGUCCAAGAAUCUCUGGCCCCCAAGUUUUGGAAGGGGGUUGAAGACUUGUCACCCAUCUGGGGGUGCAUGAAGGGUAUUGGUUUUCUUUCUCUGUUAACUUGGUUUUGUGAAGGGGUGGAAGAGAAUUUUGCCCUCCUGACUUGCCUGGAACAAGAGGAUGAUUUGGAAGUGGCUGGGCGCUUUGCUGCUUUUUCCCCUGCAGAUGGUUUAUUUGGUGGUGAAAGCUGCCGUGUGCACGGUGCUGCCGCCCAAGCUCCGGGACCUGUCCGGGGACAACGUGCUCAUCACCGGCGGGGGCAGAGGCAUCGGUCGCCAUCUGGCCAGGGAGUUCGCCAAGCGAGGAGCCAGGAAGAUCAUCCUGUGGGGUCGAACUGAGAAAUGCCUGAAGGAGACCACAGAGGAAAUCAGGAUGAUGGGGACAGAAUGCCAUUAUUUCAUUUGUGAUGUAGGAAAUCGAGAGGAGGUCUAUCAGCAAGCCAAAGCUGUGCGGGAAAAGGUGGGUGAUAUCACUAUCCUGGUGAACAAUGCUGCUGUGGUCCAUGGUAAGAGCCUGAUGGACAGUGAUGAUGAUGCACUGCUCAAAUCACAACAUAUUAACACCCUGGGACAGUUCUGGNNCACCAAAGCAUACCUGCCAAGGAUGCUGGAGUUGCAGAAUGGACACAUUGUUUGCCUGAACUCUGUCCUGGCCCUGUCAGCCAUUCCUGGUGCCAUUGACUACUGCACCUCCAAAGCCUCCUCCUUUGCCUUUAUGGAGAGCCUGACCUUGGGGCUGCUAGACUGUCCUGGAGUGAAUGCCACAACAGUCCUGCCCUUCCACACGAGCACAGAGAUGUUUCAGGGCAUGAGAAUCAGGUUCCCUAAUCUUUUUCCUCCUCUCAAGCCAGAGACAGUGGCUAGGAGGACAGUAGAAGCCGUUCAAAUGAAUCAAGCCUUCCUGCUCCUUCCAUGGACAAUGCAUGUUCUUGUCAUCCUAAAAAGUAUUCUCCCUCAGGCAGCACUUGAAGAAAUCCACAAGUUUUCUGGGAGCUACACCUGCAUGAACACUUUUAAAGGACGAACAUAGACUUGAUGGUGCAAGGACUAUUCUUCGGUGAAACCAACACAAGCACGAAAAUCCUGACAAGACUGUGAAUCAGCGGUCUUGGCUUUUAGCCUGUUCAUGUGACUUGCACUGCUCUGAGGCAACACAUUUCUUGCAGGUCAUAUCCAUAGUAACAUGACCUUUGCACAGGAUUGAAUGACUAGAUGAUGGACCCUUGGAAAGAAAAAAAAGUGUGAAAUGUUUAUAUGGUGUUUAAUUCUUUAGAGUUCAAUUGUUAAAUCUACUCAUAGUUUUAAGAUGUAAUUUUUGUUUCUAAAGUGUCUGUAAGCUGUCUCAGCACAUCACAUCCCAUUCUUUACCCCCUCUCUUCAGAGGAACUGCAAUUACAAACUGCUACUGGUUUCAUUUCAGCUUUUUGAGUGGGGAAUUUAAAAAAUACUUUGGAGAACUAAAAAUUACAGACAUUUAAUGGAAGCUUCCUUUCCUUCCUUCACUUCACAUCCAUUGAUGAAGCUGUUCCCAACUCACAUCAGGGAAGGAGCUAGCUGUGGAGCAAUGUUUUCUUUGUUAAAGGCCACCCAGGACUUCUGUCUGGAUGGACUAUGCUGGGUCCAAGAAAGCUGUCUUCACCUGUGAAGGCUGGAGAGGAAUGCUCAGUCAGAAGAGCAGACAGUUUGAAUAGUGGAAGAUUCUUUCUGUCACUGAACUCAUAUAUGAAAUUUAAUUGUCUUUCUGAAUAUUUUUGUUCAUUUAUGAUAAAAAAAUAUAUAUAUUUUUAGCAUUAAUCCCAGCUUGCCACGCAUGUAGGCAGCAUCACAUUGGGGAUUAACUAAAUCUAGAACUAAAACUAGAGCCUGGUUAUACAAACAUACAUUCAUUGGCAUAAUCCAUGCGGAGGAAAAUCCAUUGUAUCAAUCUGCACAGUGAAGUAAGUGGAAUAAUGCUCUAAAAAUAGAAGAGACAGUACUGUAGUGCUCAUGACAUGUGAAGUUUGGAAGCACAGUUAGCAAAGACCUGAUUAAAUGCACAUUGAAUUCAACUGGGAAUAUACCCAUUGUUUUUUAGGGGCAUUGAAUCAGGCACUGAUCAGCCAGAAGUGAUAAAUGCUGCUUGGACUGAAAUGCCAGAAGCAGCUAGACAUUAUUUAUUUUUGUAAUGAUAUAUUCUCUUUGACAGCCUAGUAAGAGCAACACUGCAUUCCUAUCCCAGAUGCAGUGUGCAGCACUAGGCAUAGUAAUGUAGUUGAAACAUACUGGAACGCUACUAAAAGAGGAAUUAAUAUAAUUGCAAUACAGAAAAGUAGCAAGCCUAACUGGAGAACAGCUGAAUGAAAUGCAUAGAUGUCCUGUGUGACCUGGGCAAGCUGCAUAAUUUCAAGGAGCACCCUGACCUGCAAAGCAGAUAUUUCUAGUAUUUCCCUACCUCAGAAGUUGUAAGUCUGACUACCUAAAUGUUUGUCCAAAGCUCAGCAAGUUCAAAUGGAACAUGCUAUAGAAAGGAAAAGCAGUAUUUGUUCAUAAACCAAGAGCUUCUAUACAAAAAUUUGGAAGAGGAAAAAACCCAUAUGCGGAAAUAUAUAAUUUCCUAAAAGAUCUGAGUUACAGCAGAAAAGCUGUGAGCUGCAUUUGAGAUACUCCUCGGGUUCUGCCAUGUAGAAUGGAGACCAGCUACUUAGGUGCAAUGAUGUGAAUGUUGAAAUCUGAAGGUCUGAAUCUGACUGCAAAUCAAUAGAUAUAUCUCCUCUUGAGCAGUUCAAGAGGAAGAUACGGCCAAAAGAGCCAUUGAUGCAAGCGCCUCUGCCUGCAUGGGCAUUUUGAGGAGCCCUCCUAUCAGGGUCAGUGCUUUCCUUCUGAGUGCAGAACAUAUAAGCUGUAGCACUGUGCCGACUUUGAAAAGGCUUCUUACAAUGGAGUCUUGUUCCUGGAGAGGAUGAAAAGAAACUUCGAUCUCUGUGAUUUUAGUAGAUGCUUUCAGCUUUAUUUUUUGUCAAUUUUUUGAGAAGAAACACAGUUCAUUGAAAACACAAGCACAAUGAGGGGAGAACCCUUCCAGGAUCUGCCAGGAAUACUGAAGGUACCAUAUUUAUCAAGAGAUGCUUGGGAGGGGAAGGGAUGAGUACAUGUACCUCCCCUUACAGACUGUAAUCCCUUCUAGUUGCUCAUUAAUCACAGUCGGGCAUGCCAGGCUUGUAGAUGCAAGAGCAAACAGAAUUGGUGAAAGAGGGCACCCCCCGCAGUGUCCCCCUUAAAUUAAUCCUUUACGCUGAGAUUCUAUUCAUUGAUGACAUUUUAAUGCAAAAAUGAGGUAAAAAAACUAGUACACACAUUAACUCCCCACUCAUCCUCAAAUUCUGUCCCUUAGAUGAAUCUGCUCUUUUCCUGCACUGCAUAAAAGAUGUUCCCUAUCUUCAGAGGUUGUCUUUCUUACAUACUAAGCGCUGUUGAUUUCUUUCUAAUGAAUAUAAACAAUUCGGAACGUAGCUGAGAUUCUCGCCAUCUCACUCCUCUCAUACACAUACACACAAACUUCCCUCUCUC
Messenger RNA from Egretta garzetta (little egret), 4201 nucleotides. RefSeq names its product dehydrogenase/reductase 3 (gene DHRS3). Gene Ontology annotation, cellular component: lipid droplet. Lineage: Eukaryota; Metazoa; Chordata; Aves; Pelecaniformes; Ardeidae. The record is from RefSeq and is a predicted model, not a curated record. The transcript is spliced from 6 exons. Bases 777 to 1685 code for a protein of 302 amino acids. Gene Ontology annotation, molecular function: oxidoreductase activity, acting on the CH-OH group of donors, NAD or NADP as acceptor.